Diaporthe citri is the source of this 1950-nucleotide messenger RNA. RefSeq lists its product as uncharacterized. The record is from RefSeq and is a predicted model, not a curated record. Gene Ontology annotation, biological process: regulation of DNA-templated transcription. The transcript is spliced from 2 exons. Lineage: Eukaryota; Fungi; Ascomycota; Sordariomycetes; Diaporthales; Diaporthaceae. Bases 1 to 1950 code for a protein of 649 amino acids. Gene Ontology annotation, molecular function: DNA-binding transcription factor activity, RNA polymerase II-specific; RNA polymerase II cis-regulatory region sequence-specific DNA binding.
AUGGACCAACAGCAGGGAAGGGGUCGUUCCCCCUCUGCUGCCGCACAUCAGCAACAGCCUCAUAUAAACCAAAGCCACUCGCCUUCACCCGCCCGACCAUACCCUGCAGAAGCCUCAAACAUCGGCCUGGGUAUUGAUUUGGAAUCUCAAGCACAGCCCUUUGCCGCCGGCACCUCGGACUACUCCACCUAUAACGGCAACAACUUCCUUGACCCUCAGCAGGGCCAGUCCUUCUCGGGGGACCCGUCGUUUCAGAGCUUCACAGCACAGCUGGAGGGAACCAACGACCUCUCGUCCUUCGCGCAACAACAGCAGCAGGUGCCCCAGCACACCGUGGCCAACAACUUCCAGGACGACUUCACCAUCUUCCCGUCCACCACGGGAGAGCAGCAGUACGGCACCUCGCUAUUCGCCGGCGACCCGGGACUCAACCCGGCCCUUGGCGGUCCGGACAACAGCAUGGCAUCGGCGCAACCUCACCACAGCCCCACCCCACCUCAUCUUCUGAACCAGGAGCCAACGUCAGCCCCGUCAGCGCACCACUCCCCCAACUUCAACCAGCACCAGUUUGCGCAGCGCCCGAGAGGCCACUCGCGCAACGCGUCCCUCGGCGUCGAGGCUGCCCUGCUUCCCGGCCAGGACUGGAGCAACGUGCCUCAGUUCCAGUCGCACAGGAGGAGCCCCUCGGAAUACUCCGACGUGUCGUCAGUCGGCCACUCGCCGAACCUGAUCGCCAACGACAGCUUCGACCAUAUGGACCCGAGCCAUUCUCCCAUGCAACGCCCUCAGGACCCAGCUGUACUCCAGGAACUUCACGGCAUCGGCAGCUUCACCAUCUCUGACAGAGGCCGCAGCCCGUCUCACAGCCCUGCCAUCUCUCCCCGGAUACUCCCCCAGCAGCAGAUGGCCGACGUCACUCAACACGGCUUCACCCUCGGAAGCAAUGGCUUCGUCGGUGCUCCGCCCCAACAGUACGGUCUGCAGGCCCCCGAGGCUUUCCCUCAGCUCCAGCAGACUAGUGCGCCUGGCGAAGCAGCGCAGAGCAUGCCGCAACUAGCGGCCCCUACUAUCAACAUCGACUACGCCCCACCACCAGUGCGGAGCAACUUUGAUGGCAGAUCGUCGAUGGAUACUGAUGCUCUGACACCUCCUGAACGAGUGCCCAACAAUGUGAUCGCGCUUCGCCUCGUGGAGGGCGAGGGCAGCCAGGACACUUCCGGAGGCCCCAAACGUGUGCAGAAACACCCUGCGACUUUCCAAUGCUCUCUCUGCCCCAAGCGCUUCACCCGUGCGUACAACCUGCGCUCUCACCUGCGCACCCACACCGACGAGCGGCCCUUCGUGUGCACUGUCUGCGGCAAGGCUUUUGCGCGACAGCAUGACCGGAAGCGCCACGAGGGCCUUCAUUCAGGAGAGAAGAAAUUCGUCUGCAAGGGUGAUCUCAAGGCUGGCGGACAGUGGGGCUGUGGAAGGCGCUUUGCACGUGCCGACGCGCUUGGACGGCAUUUCCGGUCUGAAGCCGGCCGUAUCUGCAUCAAGCCACUCCUCGAUGAGGAGAUGAUCGAGCGGCAACGCCAAUGGGGCGAGCAGCGACUAGCGGCACAGCAGGCCGCCGCUGCACAACAUCAGCAGAUGGCAAUGGGCGGUCUAAUGGCACCGCCGGCCCUCGAGAACCCAAGCUACCCAUCUGCAGGCGGAUACAUGCUUCCUCAGGCGCUGUUGGCGCAAUACCCAGCGUUGGCCAACAUGGACUGGGGCGCAGCGAACAUGCAGGGCGACGUGAGCGACAUGGGAGACGACCUCAGCGGUCGGUCGAGCUUCGAUGCGUCUGACCUUGAAAAUGAGAAUGAUGACGGCUAUGUUUCCGGGCCAGGGACCGGUUUUGGCCCUGGCGGCAUGACUGAGGGUUUCGGCGAGAUUGGCUAUGCCAGUGACUAUGGCGGCCGCUAA